AUGGUGCCUAAUCAACACAAUCUCUACGACUCGCUGGCCCACAAGAGCUUGACCAUGCGAAAUAUAACGGAUCAUACAUGCGAGUACGGCCUUGCCCGAACAGAUGACGGCUGCGUGCGCACGCUGUCUUCGUACGACAUCGAUGCGUACUUUUACACUCAAAUCAUUUUUCUCGUUCUCGGAAUCGUGACAACAAUUGCAAGCGCCAUUAUGUACUUCCGGGCAAUUAAGCAUGAGGCGUCUAAGCUUCAGCAACACAAUUUUAUCCUCUGCUGCUAUGCAUCAUUGACAAUGGUAUUGACCGGUGCCGAUCCCAAAAGUUAUGGUCAUGUUAUACCUCGCCCCAUCAGCAGCUUCCUGUCCGACUCACUCACUGCCGCUCUCUACUCUGUAUACAUUCUUACUCUUGGGUAUUGGGCUACAAUAAUUCGCAAAGGUGCUGCUAUGGGCGACAAACCAGGUCAACUCAUCUUUCUCGAGCGAAUUGCCAUCGCACUUGUCUGGGGAUUCUACAUUCUCUACAAUGCAUCUCUCUUCUUGUCUAAAGGAUAUUCUCGCACUGGCAUCACGUAUCUUCAUUUGCUAUGGAGUGCUGUGAUGUUAACUAUUAUCAGCACCGUUUUUCUAACGUAUGGACUGCGCGUGUUGUCGCGCCUCAUGUCUUACGAACGUGAUAUCAAGCUACAGGUGUCUACUAGGAUAACAGAUCGAGUAAUUAAUCACUCAUACGAUAUGGGACAUCCAGUUGAAGACGAAGAGAAAACCCCGAGGCCACCGAAGCCACAAAAAGGACAUUCAGCCAAGAUUCGCAAAAUUCUUUUAGUGACGGAGAUGCUUUCGCUCACAGUUGUCGCCGCACAAAUUUUUAUGGCUGUCAUGCACACAGCAAACGAGUCCGAUGAACUUCAGUGUGCCAAUGGUAUUGGAUGCGAGUCGAUCAAAUCGAAAAUUAGCUGCUUGAACAUCCUUCAAGCGAUUUGUGUAUGGGCUGUACUGUGGACCUUCCGCGCCAUCAAAAAGAAAGAUGUGAUUCCUCGGCCUCCAACGCAUGUCAUGGCGUAG
Messenger RNA from Plasmopara halstedii, 1062 nucleotides. RefSeq lists its product as uncharacterized. The record is from RefSeq and is a predicted model, not a curated record. NCBI's taxonomy places the organism in Eukaryota, Oomycota, Peronosporomycetes, Peronosporales, Peronosporaceae. Bases 1 to 1062 code for a protein of 353 amino acids. The transcript has 2 exons.